This is a messenger RNA of Ostreobium quekettii, 2004 nucleotides long. The record is from the annotation of a GenBank genome assembly. NCBI's taxonomy places the organism in Eukaryota, Viridiplantae, Chlorophyta, Ulvophyceae, Bryopsidales, Ostreobiaceae.
AUGGUACUGGAAGAUGUGGCUAUGAAAGGUUCGGUUUGCCAAAAUAAAUGCUGGCGGCCUGGGAGGAACAGGCACCCAUUCUUGCACAACGGAACGGAACGUGCCCGGCUGCGUGUUCCCCUUUCUUGCACGACUACGGGAUUGCGCUCAAGGGGGAUGCGAGUCGGCGCAGCUGGGGAUGCGAGAAAAAGGCCUGUAUCUAUGUCAUCAUCAUCAGGGGGCAACUCAUCUCCACAGGAAUCUGAAGCAAGGAGAGCGCUGGCGAAGACAGGAUGUACAGAAGAUGCUGCGGCUGAAGACACGGUUGAUGAUGCGCUGUCCAAUGCGACAGAGAAGUCUGAGAGAUCUUUGGACAGUAUUUCCACAGUUGGCCCAACAGACGGACAGAAUGAACUGUUGGUGCCAAACCUAUUGGGUGAACUGAUUUCCAAUCGGCCACCCUUUCUUGUGCCGGAAAAGAGAGCUGGUGGUGUUGAUGAAGCCGAUCACGAGUCAUCAAAUGGUGCCAUGGCUGACGGACACAAGGCAGAUUCGCUAGUCCAGUUGGGUGCUGCUUGGGUGCUGGUUGUUCUUGGUGCAACCUAUAUCCACCACUCUGCGACUGGGUACUCAGUCCCUGCAAUGCUCCCUCUCAUCAGCACAGAACUGUAUCUUUCUGACAACCAAGGGGCUUUUUUGACAUUGGGAUACUCUAUCUUGUAUGCACUGUCCCUCAUUCCCAUGGGAUAUUUGGCUGAUCAGGUCAACAGACCCAAGCUCCUGGCCGGGGGAAUAACACUCUGGAGUGCAUUGACCUCGCUGUCCUCAAGGGUUGGAUCGUUCAGAGAUCUUCUGUUGCUGCGUGUGGGCUUUGCCUCAGCGCAAUCAACAAUGAACCCAAUCUGCUUCAAUUUGAUUCCUGAGAUAUUCCCAAAUAACAAGUCCACAGCACUCGCUUUCUACAAUUCAGCAGUAUACAUUGGACGGGCACUGUCCUUCGCCUUCGUUUUCAUUUUGGGAAGGCUGGGCCUUUCUGGCGAGGUGGGCAUAAGGAUGAUACCUCUUGACAGGUUGGACACGUCCAACAUGGAAUUGCUUUACACAACAGGAGACAGGGCUGCUGUGAUGCCUGUGUACGACUACAAUUUUCAAAUCCUGUUCAACGAGGGUGCAGGUUCCUCUUGGCGCGACGUCUUGCUCUGGCUGGGGCUACCAGGGCUGGCGAUCGCAACAGUGGUGGUGCUCACCAUCAGUGAACCCAGAGCACAGGGGAGCGAAAGUGCUGAUGUCCCCAUGGAGGGCACCACUGAGGGGCCUGGGCUUGGUGGCGAGGCACUGGUUGUGCCCCAGAAUGGGGGCGGGGCAGGGUCAGUUAUUAUGAGCAGUGUUGACGAAAAAGACAAGCACGACUUCUCAGGCAUACUGGGAGUGUUGAAGACACCAGCGUUUCUGGCCAUCACCUUGGGAGGCACACUGAACGACGUUGGGGGCUGGGGCCUUGCUGCGUGGCAUGCUACCUUCUAUGAGCGCGUUUUCGACCUCCCAGCCGAGACGUAUGCGCCUUUGCUGGCAGCUGUUAUUCCCAUUGGUGGAAUAAUUGGCGGUGUUGGUGGAGGGCUGAUUGCGGACAGGGUGUCACAAAAUGGACAGAGAUACUGGCUAACUUUUGGAGCAACGGCGUUGGCAGCCCCUCUAAUGCUGGGCUCCUUCAAUGCGGGUGAAUACGAGCAGUCGUUCAUCUUCCUGCUGUUUGGGUUUGCUUUGUCAGAGGCAUGGAGAUCACCCGCAGCCCUGAUGGUUCGCGAAGUGGCCCCUCCGGAUUUGGCAUCUUCUGCCACUGCUGCAAAUCUCUCAAUGAGAAACAUCGUGGCUGGGCUGGGACCGCUUGCAAUUUCUGUGCUGUCGAAAAGAUUUGGCUUACAGAGUGCCAUGUUGCUGAUCCCCUCGUGCUACCUACUGUCAGGCCUUGCGUUCCUGAUUGCUGAGCUGGUGAUGGCUGAUGACGCAAAGAGCAAAGGGGAAUGA